UUUUAAACGCCGUCCUUUAUUUAGGUUCCGACAUCCUCGCCUCUCUUCUGUGCCAGAGGAGCGCUCAGGCCGUCCGUCUCCCCCUUUGCUCUCCCCAACUUGGCGCACCCUCCCUCCCGUCCCUCCCUGACACUCCCACCACCCCCCCUCGGUUCCGCGACUAGGCGCGAUGCUGCAGAAGACGCGCUGAGCCCUUUUGGAUCUAAUGCGCAGAGGAGGCUGGCCCAGCGCUCCUGGGCUCCCCCAAGGCUGAGCUCCAUCCAAGGUGCCCGCAGGCUCCCUGCCCGCCUUCCCCAUGCCAGCCCACAGCUAGGGGCAAGGACAGCGGUCGGCUGGGGCCGGGGGUGGGUGGGGAGCUUCCGGAGAGGACAGGCCGAAGCUUGGCUAUGGAAGGCUCCAAUGGCUUUGGGAUCGACUCCAUCCUCUCCCACCGGGCGGGCAGCCCCGCCCUUCCCAAGGGGGACCCCCUGCUUGGGGACUGCCGCUCACCCCUGGAACUGAGUCCUCGCUCGGAGAGCAGCAGUGACUGCUCCUCACCAGCCUCACCAGCAAGGGACUGUCUGGAGACGGGCGCCCCGCGGCCUGGCAGGGCACCGGGCCCAGGUUUGGACUCCCACCUGCAGGCCGGACAGCUCUCGGCCCCAGCCCAGUCGCGUACAGUGACCUCCUCCUUUUUGAUCAGGGACAUCCUUGCCGACUGCAAACCACUGGCCGCCUGUGCGCCCUAUUCUAGUAGCGGGCCGCCCGCCGCCCCUGAGCCCGGGGGCCACCUCGCACCCAAGGCCGGCGAGGACUUUAGAGACAAGCUGGACAAAAGUGGCAGCAACGCCUCGUCAGACUCCGAGUAUAAAGUGAAGGAGGAGGGCGACCGGGAGAUCUCCAGCUCGCGGGACAGCCCCCCGGUGCGCCUGAAAAAGCCGCGCAAGGCGCGCACGGCCUUCACCGACCAUCAGCUGGCGCAGCUGGAGCGCAGCUUCGAGCGGCAGAAAUACCUGAGCGUGCAGGACCGCAUGGAGCUCGCCGCCUCGCUCAACCUCACCGACACGCAGGUCAAGACUUGGUACCAGAACCGCAGGUGA
Messenger RNA from Myotis davidii, 1079 nucleotides. RefSeq names its product BarH like homeobox 1 (gene BARHL1). Gene Ontology annotation, biological process: cell differentiation; regulation of transcription by RNA polymerase II. Lineage: Eukaryota; Metazoa; Chordata; Mammalia; Chiroptera; Vespertilionidae. The record is from RefSeq and is a predicted model, not a curated record. The transcript is spliced from 2 exons. Bases 387 to 1079 code for a protein of 230 amino acids. Gene Ontology annotation, cellular component: nucleus. Gene Ontology annotation, molecular function: DNA-binding transcription factor activity, RNA polymerase II-specific; RNA polymerase II cis-regulatory region sequence-specific DNA binding.